GCUGAUAUUAAUUUCUGCUAAGUUUUUUUAGUAUCUGAGCAGUCCUUGAGCUGCAGGAUGUGAGGUCUUCCAGAGUGAUUUACAUAGGCAUCAGGUACUCAGUGUCUUUUUGAGAACUCCAAAGUACAAUGAAACAAAGUAUCAAAUCAGAGCAGAGCUGAUUGAAAUAUACUACCGAAAUGGCUAACAAAACAAACUCAUCUGAGUAUUACUGGUCUUAUGAAUAUUAUUGGGACUAUUUUGAUCCAUUUCCAGUAGAUGGAAGGAUGUUGAAGGUUCAUAAAUAUUCAAUUGUCAUAGCCUUUUGGGUUGGACUUGCUGCAUUCUUGAUGUUUCUUUUCCUCAUUUUGCUCUACAUGUCCAGAUCUGGAUCCACACCAGUAAAGCAGGUGGCUAUAAAUAACCGGGAAGAAGAAAACAGCUCCAGAGGUGACUGAUUCACAUAGAGGAUCUCAGCCAGACAGACUCAGAUUUGAUCCCUUCUGAAACACAUCCUUCUCUCUCAGAUGAAACGGACAUGCAUGGAAGUACCUCAGCCUGAGCUAGAACUGGAAGCAGAUUCCACAAAAAUAAAAACGGUCUUGUAACAGGAAUUGAAAAAAUCAGUACUUUGGAUAUUAUUGCAUAUAGAUCAAAUGAAAUUACCCUAUUUACACAAAUACGAAUUGAGGUCAUCCCCCCACCAAUCUGCAUGGGGAAAAAAGGCUCCUCAUCUUACAUUCUUACAAGGAAACCUGAAUUAAAACACUGACUAUCACCAAACUGCUGCCAGAAGCAGCAUGUGCUUAGUAAUGGAAACCAACUGUGAAGUUGAUUAAAUGAAGCCAGUACUGCAUAUGGCUAUAAAACCUAGGA
Messenger RNA from Gavialis gangeticus (Gharial), 855 nucleotides. It is a transcript of the gene MRAP, whose product is annotated as melanocortin 2 receptor accessory protein. NCBI's taxonomy places the organism in Eukaryota, Metazoa, Chordata, Crocodylia, Gavialidae. The record is from RefSeq and is a predicted model, not a curated record. Gene Ontology annotation, cellular component: plasma membrane; endoplasmic reticulum. The coding region runs from base 180 to 437 and encodes 85 amino acids. The transcript has 3 exons. Gene Ontology annotation, molecular function: type 1 melanocortin receptor binding; type 3 melanocortin receptor binding; type 5 melanocortin receptor binding. Gene Ontology annotation, biological process: regulation of adenylate cyclase-activating G protein-coupled receptor signaling pathway; protein localization to plasma membrane.